Schistocerca gregaria is the source of this 3816-nucleotide messenger RNA. RefSeq lists its product as uncharacterized. Gene Ontology annotation, cellular component: nucleus. Lineage: Eukaryota; Metazoa; Arthropoda; Insecta; Orthoptera; Acrididae. The transcript is spliced from 4 exons. Gene Ontology annotation, biological process: nucleotide-excision repair. Gene Ontology annotation, molecular function: single-stranded DNA binding; DNA endonuclease activity. The coding region runs from base 133 to 3159 and encodes 1008 amino acids. The record is from RefSeq and is a predicted model, not a curated record.
ACUUACUUAUACACUACCCUAUUGCACAUUAGCAUUUGUGUAACUAGGCUAAUUUAUUUUGUUCAUGUAGAAUUUCUUUUGGUACAUGUUUUAUAUGGGGCUGAUCCAACCUUGUUAGCUUAGUUCAUCGCAAUGGGUAUUCCAAAACUAUGGAGUAUAGUACGACCUGCGAAAAAAACUGUCAAAUUAGAAAGUCUUCGAAACUGUUGUCUUGCAAUUGAUACAAGUAUUUGGAUAGCAAGCUUCAUUAGCGCUAUGAGAGAUAAACGAGGAAAUGUAAUUCAAGACGCUUACUUGAAAGGCACAUGGAGCCGAGUGGUUAAACUUCUGUUCCUAGGUAUUAAGCCAGUAUUUGUAUUCGACGGUAAACCACCAAUGUUAAAAUCUAGGACGCUGUCUCGAAGGCGUCGAAAUAGGGCGAAGGCGGAAGUUCGAGCCCAAAAAAUGGCUCGCGAAAUGCUACUAGAUCAGCUUAAACAGACCUCUUUAAAGAAAGUAAAACAACUAGUUUUAGAGGGAAAGUUAGACUUAAAAGAGGCACUCGUUGAGGCACUGAAGAUUCAAAAUAUGGGGAAAGAUAAUAGACAAGAAUCUGAAGAAAUGAAAAUAAAUGAAAUUCCCUGGGCUGAAAAUACCCUAGAAGAGCCAUUAACUGGCCCUACCUUAGACGUCAAUUGGCUACGUACCUUAAGUCCAGAUGACAAAUCUGUUCACGAAAAAUCGUACGAGGCUCAACUUGAAAUUUUACUUAUGAUGAGAGUGGCGCACAAAGGGAGCGUAGCAAAUGCCAUCUGCGAAACAAAUAUGGACAUAGAACAAAAAGACUACUCUUCAUUACAACUAGAGCAAUUAGUCAACAAGGGAUGCAUUACGAGAAAACUCGAACAAGUAAAGCAGCGCCUAGAUAAUGAGUCAUAUUAUCCAUUGGCCUCAGAUCCAACCGUUAAAUAUCGGCUAUCAAAGACAAAUACAGAACCAGUAAAUUCACUUGUUGAUCCCGACUCUAACUUUGAGAUUCGAGUUAUUAAAAGUUUGGAUUCGAAUAUUGAAACUCUUGAUGAAUCAGGCGAUAUUAUAGCAGAAGACGAAGAACUAAGAGAAGAAUGCACUGACUCGCCUAUUUCUGAUUCUCCUCUUCAUAGCCCCGUUCUUUCCGGUUUGACCGAGACAUCUACUGAAGAUAAUCAUCAAGCUAUUGAGAUCGACUUUGAGCUAAAUGACCCUUCAAAUUCGGAUUCAAAUGCUCGACAAUUGGAUUCGGCGCCAUCUAUUUCGGAUUUGAUUUGUGAGGAUGACAGAAAUUUUGUUUAUGAAGAAGAGAUAUCUUUAGAGGAGGAUGAUAAGGAAUACUCUAGCGUUCAAUUUGAAACGACUGAUGAUAUUUGCUUUCCGGCAGCUGCUAAAAUCGGCAAUGAUUCUAUUGAACGAUUUUGCGCUGAUCAACUAGAGAAAAUGUCUGUUGAUGAGGUUCUUGGCCAAGAUCUAUAUAAAGGCAGAAACCAGUUGAAGAACAACGAUUCAAAAGCAGUACAUGCAGAUUUUAUUUUGCCUAAGAGUGACUUGAAGAACGGACACGAAGUGGAUGCAAAUCGAGAAAGAAUUCAGUUGGAGAAAGCGCAGAGCGAAAAUUCAUUUAACCAAGAAGAGACAGUCAAAUCUCAGUUGAAAAGUGUUGUAAAGAAUGAAUUAGGUAUAACGGAGCACGCUGUAAUAUGUGGUUCGAAUGAUGGAAUGGGAAGAGAUGAAAAAUCAGAUGUGCUUGAGUUGGAGAAGAAGAAAAAAAUUAAAACGGACGAUAUGGAUAGGAAUGUAAAUGAAAGGAAUAAUGAGAAUAGGAUGGUAGAUUUGGGUGAAUUUCAGCCGAGCGAUAACGAUAAAAUAACAGAAUUUGAUACAAGAGAUGCACUAAACGUACCCAAAAUUCGUCUUGAGCGUUCCUACUCUGAGUCUCAGCCUGAAUCUCACUGCAAUGUUGUUCAAGCCGAGAAUGAAUCUAUUUUUCAUUCUCCAACUUCCUCAUUUUCAGAGUUUCAAAGUCCUCAGGCUAGUGGUCUUGAUUCAGGCUAUGAUGAGCAAAGCCCUUCAACGUACUGGAGUUAUUUUAAUUCAAUUGAGUCUGAGCUCAGUUCUCAGAGACAGGCGCGAAAGAAUAAUCAUCGCUCAAGUUUUGGCCAAAAUGUGGAUAUAUCCGAGGAAAUGAUAACUCAAAUUAAGUAUCUUUUACGUUUGUUUGGAAUUCCUUAUGUUCAAAGUCCAGGCGAAGCAGAUGCGCAAUGUGCAGCUCUCCGAAUACUCGGGUUGGUUGACGGCAUCAUAUCCGAUGAUAGCGAUAUACUCGUUUUCGGUGGAUUUCCUAUUUUUCGACAUGCCUUUUUGCGCGGGCAUUCAUUGGAUUGUUACUCUUUAGAAUCUAUAGAAGAUAAGCUUCAGUUAUCACAAACUGAUUUAAUUUUUUUGGCAUUACUGUUAGGAGGCGACUAUGCGGAUGGAAUCAAAGGAAUCGGCCCCGUCAUCGCUCUAGACAUCGUUACCCAUUUUCGUGGAAGCGACGGUCCUAGCCGAUUCAUUACUUGGAUAAAAUGCAUUCAGGAAAAAAAAUCACUUCCAGAUGUUCACGACUUGGGGUUUGAGCCUCCAGAUAAGUCUUUUGCACAGAAGCAUUUGCGUCUGUUUAAAACACUUCAAUUGCCUAAUAAUUUUGUGAAUUUGGCCGUUAUUGAUGCAUAUCUAAAUCCCCAAGUCGACCGCUCUCUGGAAAAAUUCACUUGGUGUUCUCCGGAUUAUAAAGCUUUAACUCAGUAUGCAAAAAUGCAAUUUGGGUGGUCCGAGAGUAAAAUUAGCUCAACUUUAGAUCCUAUAUUGAAAAAUCAUACUUUAAAUAAUUCCCAGACAAAAAUGGAUGAUUUUGUUGCUGCAUCUCCUUCAUUAUCUCGUUUCACUUGCGACUCACACACAUCCGAGUCCUCCUCUCUCACAUACUGUGAGACAGAACUCAAGGAUGAACAUAUUGAAGACGCUUUUCUGAAAUCCAAAAGAAAGCGACGAAGCCGUCAAAUGUCUAAUCUUCAUGACAUUAUGCAAAUUGAAUCAGAAGAAGACCUCAGAGAGAUUGAAAGGGUAUUGGGAGACAGUAAAGUUCUUCGAAGAAGGACACUGUAGAUAUAAAUUAUAAGUUUUAGGUGAUCCGUUUUAUCACAAUGAAUUGAGAGUCAACAUAUAUUAGUACAAAAAGAGGAUAUGUGGUCGAAGUGAUACACAAAUGUGUCCCAAUACAGGCAACACACCGUCUUUGUCUCUAUAUAUUGUUUACUGCUAGACCCAAUUGCAAUAUCCUCUAUUUGUGUCAAAGGCUUACUCUUUGCCCGAAAAAAAAUAAGAGUGUUUGUCAAAUACCGAAUCCUUUUGAAAUGAUUUCUAUCAAAACAACCAAGUCCAGUCAGAGUUUGAUAUUUAACGGUCCACCUUUAGAGCUAAUCAAUCCAUCACGGGCUUUCAAUAUGGGUGAAAACAACUAUUUUUUCCUAAAUACAGUGCCAUCAGUUAUUGCAAUUGAAUUUUGUGAUUUUUCACACGCUACUAUAAGAUGAUUUUAUAGAGAUAUAAAAGUCACGAUUGAUAUUAGUUUAUCUCCAUAGCUUUUGAAAAAAUAGCCAUUCAAGUUAUGACCGGUAAUUGUGAAAUUGAAGAAGUUCAUUUAUAACCUAUUGAUUGCUUGUCUGCAUCCUCUGUUCACCCCGCAGGUUCAAGUAUAAAAUUUUGAAUUUGUUCGUUCAAAAAUGUAACACAUUUUUACAUUAUUUGAUAAUGCUACAAGUA